Messenger RNA from Indicator indicator, 909 nucleotides. It is a transcript of the gene CDK1, whose product is annotated as cyclin dependent kinase 1. Gene Ontology annotation, biological process: protein phosphorylation; mitotic G2 DNA damage checkpoint signaling; G2/M transition of mitotic cell cycle. Lineage: Eukaryota; Metazoa; Chordata; Aves; Piciformes; Indicatoridae. The transcript has 7 exons. Gene Ontology annotation, cellular component: nucleus. The coding region runs from base 1 to 909 and encodes 302 amino acids. Gene Ontology annotation, molecular function: ATP binding; cyclin-dependent protein serine/threonine kinase activity; RNA polymerase II CTD heptapeptide repeat kinase activity. The record is from RefSeq and is a predicted model, not a curated record.
AUGGAUGAUUACGUAAAAAUAGAGAAGAUUGGGGAAGGUACCUAUGGUGUUGUGUAUAAAGGUCGGCACAAAACCACAGGCCAAGUGGUUGCAAUGAAGAAAAUACGUCUAGAAAGUGAGGAGGAAGGUGUUCCAAGUACUGCUAUCCGAGAAAUUUCUUUAUUAAAAGAGCUGCAUCAUCCCAAUGUAGUCUGUCUUCAGGACGUUCUUAUGCAGGAUUCAAGACUGUACCUCAUCUUUGAAUUCCUUUCCAUGGAUCUCAAGAAAUACUUGGAUAUUAUUCCAUCUGGCCAGUAUUUGGAUCGUUCCCGUGUUAAGAGUUAUUUGUAUCAAAUCUUGCAAGGUAUUGUCUUCUGCCAUUCAAGAAGGGUUCUGCACAGAGAUUUAAAACCUCAGAAUCUCUUAAUAGAUGACAAGGGAGUGAUUAAACUGGCGGAUUUUGGAUUGGCUCGAGCCUUUGGAAUUCCAGUGCGGGUGUACACUCAUGAAGUAGUGACACUGUGGUACAGAUCUCCAGAGGUAUUGCUAGGAUCUGCUCGUUACUCUACUCCUGUAGAUAUAUGGAGCAUAGGUACCAUAUUCGCUGAGCUGGCAACUAAAAAGCCACUUUUCCAUGGGGACUCAGAAAUUGACCAGCUCUUCAGAAUCUUCAGAGCUCUAGGGACCCCCAACAACGAUGUAUGGCCUGAAGUGGAAUCUCUACAGGACUAUAAAAACACAUUCCCAAAAUGGAAACCUGGCAGCCUUGCAACACAAGUCAAAAACUUAGAUGAAGAUGGACUUGAUCUGCUGUCUAAAAUGCUGAUUUAUGAUCCUGCAAAAAGAAUUUCUGGCAAAAUGGCUUUGAACCAUCCAUAUUUUGAUGACUUGGACAAAUCCACUCUUCCUGCUAAUCUGAUUAAGAAAUAA